Messenger RNA from Cutaneotrichosporon cavernicola, 342 nucleotides. RefSeq lists its product as uncharacterized. Lineage: Eukaryota; Fungi; Basidiomycota; Tremellomycetes; Trichosporonales; Trichosporonaceae. The record is from RefSeq and is a predicted model, not a curated record. The transcript is spliced from 2 exons. The coding region runs from base 1 to 342 and encodes 113 amino acids.
AUGAAGAUCGCCUUCCCGCUCCUCGCUACGCUCGCGCUCGUGACCGCCAGUCCCACUCGCCUUGAACAGCGCGCUGACAUCUCGACGGGCUUCGAUCAGGACGGGGACAAUGUCAACGUCCCCAUCGCGGUCGAUGGCAAGUGCGAUGACGGCUGGACCCUGUUCCACGCGAACGACAAAGACCUUUGCUGCCCGCCCGGCAAGCAGUGUGACGACGGAGGCGUCCGCGCCCAAGCCAACGAUGACGUCGACGUCCAGAACAACGCCUGGCUCUGCUAUUGGGAGCUCCUCCACUGCGACGCUUACCACUGCCACUACCGGUACCGCUGCUAUUGGAUCUAA